AUGAGUAAAGCACACAUCAGCGAAGUUUGGACUUAUUUUACAAUAUAUGAUGCUGAAAAUGUUAAUUGCAAGUUGUUUGAUAAAAAGUACUCGCGCAAAGGCAGGACCACUAGUGCUAUGAGAAAUCACCUGGAAGCUAAACACAAAAAAGAAUAUGAAGAAUUGAAGAAAAGAGAACAUGAAAAGCAAGAUGCUGCUAAAAUUAAUUCUUUGGCGUCUUCUUCGCGACAAUGUACCAAAACUGACCUUAAGCAAAUGUCUUUGAGUGAUUGUGUUGAAAAAAAUAAAAAGUGGGAUAACAACAACACCAAGUCUUUGGUGCUGGAUAAUUUGAUUGGCGAAAUGAUCGCACUGGAGGACUUACCAUUUAGUUUUGUGAAAUGUCUUGGAUUUGUGAGAUUGAUUAACCAAGUAUGCCCUUCAUAUAAUUUAAAAAGUCGGCAAUAUUUUACUUCCUUCAUUUGUGAGAAAUUAUACGGCAAGGUAAAAGAUAAAAUUCUGGAAUUAAUCAAAUCAUUUGAAAAAUUAGCAUUAACAACUGAUAUAUGGUCUGACUCUUGCUCUGGAGUGUCGCUGAUAAGUUUCACUUGUCACGGAAUUACCAAUAAUUUUGAACGAAAAAUGAUUAUAUUGAAAGCAGAAGUAUUCAAUGAUGGGCGACAUAUAGGAGAAAAUAUAGCGGCAAAGUUAGAAACUAUGUUGUCAUCAUGGGAAAUUCCCAAAGAAAACGUAUUAUGUAUUGUUAGAGAUGGUGGCACUAACAUGAAAAAAGGUAUUUCUUUAUUAAGUAUUAAAAACAUUGAUUGUUUAUCGCACCAAAUCCAACUUUUUGUUAAAGAAGGGCUUAAGUCACAAGAAUCUAUCAUUGCAGCCAUUAACAAAUGUAAAAAGAUAGCAACACAUUUUCACCACUCUAAUGUAGCUCAAGAUGAACUUGUUAAUCUACAAGAAAAGCUUAAUCAACCAAAGCUCAAGAUAAUCCAAGAGUGUGUUACGAGGUGGUAUAGCAACCUGGUAUAG
This is a messenger RNA of Parnassius mnemosyne (clouded apollo), 1020 nucleotides long. The record is from the annotation of a GenBank genome assembly. Lineage: Eukaryota; Metazoa; Arthropoda; Insecta; Lepidoptera; Papilionidae.